CCAAAAUGAUCAAGUUUUAAAAGUCCUUCACUUUCGCUUCUUUAUCGCGAGAGCCGAGAGAUCGGUGGUUCCUCGGAACGGAAGCCCGACCGAUUCCUUCCCUCUGCGUCUCUCGUUUCUCGCGUGCACGGAGAGAAAUCCGAGAAAGAAACGAACAAUCUUUCAAAGUCAAAACACAGAAUCAUUCCGGGUAUCAAACUCGCAUCUCGGAGCGUCCCAGGUUGUCGUUAAAUACCCCAAGUCUCUCCACGUCUCCGCUUCGCCAUCGCCAGUUGGAUUGAGUUGAAACCUGCCCGCCAUCAGGGAACAUGGGACAACGCUUCCUCUGCGCCAAAGUUUCGAUUUUUCUCGCUUUACUGUGUUUCGCAAGCUUGAGCUUCACCUGGGGACAUAUCGAUGGUAUCGGAGAACAGCCGCUCGCCAAGAUUGCGAUCCAUAAAGCCACACGAGCCCUCCACGAGUCGGCUUCUGUCACGGCGUAUCCCGUCGUUCUUGGCGUAAAGGGUGAGGAUACGGAGUGGGUGACUGUGGAUCUCCAAUACCCCAAUCCGUCCGUGGAUGACUGGGUUGGCGUUUUCUCUCCUGCAAAAUUCGACGGAUCAACAUGUCCUCCAGUUAACGACCCAAAAGAGCAGUCUCCGUACAUAUGCUCGGCACCAAUCAAGUACAAAUAUGCGAACCAUUCUAAUCCAGGGUAUACAAAGACAGGCAAGGCUUCUUUGAAGUUCCAGUUGAUCAAUCAGCGAGCAGAUUUCUCAUUUGCACUAUUUUCUGGAGGAGUGUCAAAUCCAAAGCUGGUGGCAGUUUCGAACUCUAUAGUAUUUGCCAAUCCUAAAGCACCUCUUUAUCCACGCCUUGCUCAAGGGAAGUCCUGGGAUGAGAUGACAGUGACAUGGACUAGUGGUUAUGAUAUAAAGGAAGCCAUCCCUUUUGUCGAGUGGGCCUUAAAAGGAGAAAAUCAAGUGCGAUCUCCAGCAGGAACCCUGACUAUUGAUAGGAACAGCAUGUGUGGUUCACCUGCACGGACAGUAGGAUGGCGCGAUGCAGGUUUUAUUCACACAAGUUUUUUGAAGGAUUUGUGGCCAAACUCUGUGUAUACCUACAAGAUGGGUCAUCUGUUGUCAAAUGGUACCUAUAUCUGGAGCAAGAGCUAUUCAUUUAAAUCAUCUCCAUAUCCUGGACAAGAUUCGUUGCAACGUGUUAUAAUAUUCGGUGACAUGGGAAAGGCUGAGAGAGAUGGUUCGAAUGAAUACAGUGACUACCAGCCUGGUUCACUUAAUACCACAGACCAACUAAUCAAAGAUUUGAAGAACAUAGACAUAGUUUUCCACAUCGGAGACAUUUGUUAUGCAAACGGGUACAUCUCACAGUGGGAUCAAUUCACAGCACAGGUGGAGCCUAUUGCAUCAACCGUCCCAUAUAUGAUUGGAAGUGGUAAUCAUGAACGUGAUUGGCCAGACUCGGGAUCCUUCUACGACACUACCGAUUCAGGUGGGGAAUGCGGCGUGCUUGCUGAGACCAUGUUCUAUGUUCCUGCUGAGAACAGAGCUAAGUUCUGGUACUCAACAGACUAUGGCAUGUUUCACUUUUGUAUAGCCGAUAGUGAGCACGACUGGAGAGAGGGAUCCGAACAGUACAGGUUCAUUGAGAACUGUCUUGCAUCUGUGGACAGGCGAAAGCAGCCCUGGUUGAUUUUUGUGGCCCAUCGGGUCCUUGGUUAUUCCUCCGACAGUUGGUAUGGCAUGGAGGGCUCUUUUGAGGAACCCAUGGGAAGGCAAAGUCUACAGAGGCUGUGGCAGAAAUACAGAGUGGACAUUGCCUUCUACGGCCAUGUACAUAACUAUGAAAGAACUUGCCCUAUCUAUCAGAACCAGUGUGUUAAUUCAGGAAAGAAUCAUUUUUCGGGCACCGUCAAUGGAACUAUCCAUAUAGUCGCUGGUGGGGGAGGAAGCCAUUUGUCGACGUUCAGCCAACUCACACCUAGCUGGAGCCUGUACCGAGAUUUUGACUUUGGAUUUGUGAAGCUGACAGCCUUCAAUCACUCGUCUCUUCUCUUUGAGUACAAGAAAAGCCGCGAUGGCCGGGUAUACGAUUCCUUCACGAUAUUGAGAGAGUACAGAGAUGUAUUAGCCUGUGUACAUGACAGUUGUGGCGCAACCACCUUGGCUUCCUGAUUAUAACAACUUGCGGUUUUCUUCAGAUGACUCUGCUAGCAAUGUUUUAUCUUAUUCAAUUGUCAUUAGAGUACAUAAAUAAUCUCUAUGUAAAAAAGGUGCCACGUCUACUGGUCAGUUUUAGGAACUGUACUUUUGCUGCUUUCUCAGCCAGGACACUCUCUUCCCUCGUCUUUUUCUUAAGCAAAUUCCUUUCUAGCAAUUUAACCAUUAAAUUUGAUA
Molecule: messenger RNA, 2396 nt
Organism: Syzygium oleosum
Lineage: Eukaryota; Viridiplantae; Streptophyta; Magnoliopsida; Myrtales; Myrtaceae
Product: probable inactive purple acid phosphatase 27
Exons: 12
Coding region: 309-2174 (621 amino acids)
Molecular function (GO): metal ion binding; acid phosphatase activity
Source: RefSeq, a predicted model, not a curated record